This is a messenger RNA of Actinia tenebrosa (Australian red waratah sea anemone), 450 nucleotides long. RefSeq names its product matrilin-2-like. Lineage: Eukaryota; Metazoa; Cnidaria; Anthozoa; Actiniaria; Actiniidae. The record is from RefSeq and is a predicted model, not a curated record.
AUGUGCUCUGAAUUCAUAGAUAUUGCAGUUCUAAUGGACGCCUCGGGAAGUGUUGGCGAGGAAAACUUCGAAAGAGAAAAGCAGUUUGUCAGUUCGUUGGCACGUUCGCUUAGUAUUGAGGAGGGCGAUGCACACCUUGCUGUGGUUAGUUAUAGCAAUUCAGCUCAGGUUCACAUUCAGUUAACAAAUUCCACCGAUCAAGACCAAUUCAACGAAGAACUGAGGCAAAUCCCCUACACUGGAUUCACGACUAACAUCCGUUUUGCAUUACACGUCGUUGAUACUCAAGUCUUUGGAGAAGGACGAUCCUCCCGCCCCUACGUAACACGCAUCGUCAUCCUCCUCACAGAUGGGCGCCAGACUCGACACCCAGAGGACGUAUUCCAGACAGACCCAGUUCAGAAUCUCCGAGAUAAAGAAGUCAAACGGGUCGCUGUAGGGGUCGGGUGA